Molecule: messenger RNA, 1376 nt
Organism: Bursaphelenchus okinawaensis
Lineage: Eukaryota; Metazoa; Nematoda; Chromadorea; Rhabditida; Aphelenchoididae
Source: the annotation of a GenBank genome assembly
AUGGCACACGAAUACGCCAACUUGUUAUCCAAAUAUGACAACAAAGGAGAGCUGGGAGCCCCUGAGGCAAGUUAGUCAUUUUUACAGUUUAUUAUCUUUAGUCAGGAGUUACCUUGCAUGUCUUUGUCGUCUUUUUGUUAUUUGUCGUCUUUUAAUUUAUAAUAACGCACACAUUCAUUUAUGCAACUAACAAAUAAAUUUUAGUUCUUCGACACAGACGAGGAAAGUGACAGUAAGAUAAAGACCAUGGCCGAAUGGAUUCAGUUAGCCAAAUGUGUUUUAGUCAUUACUGGAGCAGGAAUAAGGUAUUCUCAAUACUUUUUUGCUGAUGUUUAUUUUAUUUUUUAAUUUAUUUUGAAGAAACUUUAUUUACAGCACUUCAGCUGGAAUUGCUGACUUUAGGGGACCUAAAGGCAUCUGGACGCUGGAGAAGGAAGAGAAAUCACUUGAAGAUGUAGACGAGUUUCUGGGUUCCUUUGAAGAUGCGAGACCUACACUAACUCACGAUGCUCUGAGAAUCUUGGAACAAAACGGAAAGAUUGCCUAUCUGAUAUCACAAAAUGUAGACGGACUUCAUUCACGGUACGGGUUUCCGCUGGAUCGGCUGUCAGAGAUUCAUGGUAACGUGUUCCAGAAAAGGUGUAAUCGAUGCAAUAGGUAAGAGCUUGAAGUUGUAAUUAUCAUCGUAUGACGCGCUACUAAAUAAUUACAACUUUAUGUUGUUAAAUUUGUAACAUUCAAUUACUAGUUACGAUACAAGGAUUUUAAGCAAGUUACGUUAGAUGUACAGAUUUACUAGUAUUUUACCAUCAUCAGUCACAUUUUCAGAGUCGAGUUCAAUACUGUUCCCUUGAAGUCUGUAGGGAGAAAUAUGAUAGGGGAGAAGUGUCUAUCGAUUCCUAAGCCUAGAAACAGAUGUACUGGAGACUUCUGUGACUUUCUCUUAGAUUGGGACGAUGAACUUCCAGAACCCGACUACAGUAGAGCUUUGAAGGUAGCUAGCUCAGUAGAUCUGGUGAUCUGUCUAGGGACGUCGCUACAAAUAGAACCCAUCGGAAGUCUACCUUUGAAAUGCAAAAAGAAAAACGCCAAAAUUGUUACAGUAAACCUACAGAAGACUCGAAUUGUAGGUUAUCAACUAAUUUUCGAUGUUUCUAAAUUGCAUGCCGUCUAAAAAUGAUAUCUUAUUACAGGAAAAGAAGGUUGACCUUCCAAUACAUCGUAGAGUUGAUGAAGUAAUGUGCCAGCUUCUCAAUCUUCUAGAUCUCCCCAUUAAUCGAAGCACCAAUGUAAAUAUUGUACAGAACUCUUCUAGCAAAUUGAUCUCAGACACUCCGAAGAAACGAAAACGGGUGUCAAAUAUGGAUAACAUUUAA